GAAUCAAAAGAGCGACGGAACAGCAGUGAGACUACUUCCGCUAAUAACAAAAACUGCUAGCCCGAAUGGAUCUGAAGUGUAUUGUCUGGUCUUAGCUUUAGCACGCAUCUAAAAAAACGGACCAUAUGUUAGUGGAUUACUCUGAAGACCCACAUAUAAGUAUUUUACGACUGACCCAAUGUGUAGCUGCCUGUACUGUUGAGCGCUAUAAAACAAUCCGCCUGCUGUUAGCUUACAUGCUAACGCAGCGGUUGCUUUAUCACGUCGGUUGACAUUAGUUCGUUGUUAUCCGUUAUAAACAUGACCUGAGACUGACUGUGACCCGGAUCGAAAGUUAUAACCAUUUAUAGACGCAUCUGAUUUCCAGACCAGACAGCUUUCUGACCAGAUUUUACGCACUCCGCGGGUUUGCAAAAUGAAGAUGUUCUCAGUAGCACACAAGACGGUCUUCGUGGUGGACCACUGUCCCUACAUGGCCGAGUCCAGUCGGCAGCAGGUGGAGUGUGACGUGCUAACGAAGAGCCGAGCCCAAGGGGUCAUUCCUCUGGCCCCCGUGUCCAAGUCCCUGUGGACCUGCGCGGUGGAGUGCUCCAUGGAGUACUGCAGGAUCCUCUUCGAUGUUUACCCAAAGGACAAGCUGGUGAAUUAUAUUGUGAGUGACUCAGAGUUCCACAUAUUAAACACAUGGAGGCGAGAAGAUCAGAGCACCCAUGAACUAAUGUCGGCUCUGGCAGCUGUCGGGCCACCAAAUCCACGCGAGGACCCGGAAUGCUGCAGCAUCUUGCACGGCCUGGUCGCCGCCGUGGAGGCGUUGUGCAAGAUCACGGAGCUGCAGCAUGAGAAGCGCACGGCUUUAAUGGACACAGCGGAGAGAGUGGCCAACAGAGGGCGAAUUAUCUGCUUAACUAAUGCUAAAAGUGAUACUCAUGUGCGGAUGUUGGAGGACUGCAUCCAGGAAACCAUUUCAGAACAAAACAAGCUGGCAGCAGGCUCCGACAGGUUGAUGGCCAUCCAGCAGUGUGAUCUGGUUCUAGUCCACAUCUACCCACAGGGGGAGGAAACAUUGGUGUCGGACCGACCCAAGAAAGAGAUCUCCCCGCUACUCACUAGUGAAGUUCACAGCGUGCGUGCUGGGAGACAUCUGGCUUCUAAACUCAACAUUUUGGUCCAGCAGCACUUUGACUUGGCCUCCACCACCAUAACAAACAUCCCCAUGAAGGAGGAGCAGCACGCCAACACGUCGGCGAAUUAUGACGUCGAGCUCCUGCAUCACCGAGACGCACACAUUGAGUUCUUCAAAAGCGGGGACUUGCACAUGGCGGGAACAAGCACUAGAGAAAAUGGAGUGAAAGAGACGAUGACGCUGAAAUGGUGCACACCCCGGACGAACAGCAUCGAACUGCAUUAUUGCACAGGAGCCUACCGCAUCUCCCCUACAGACGUAAACAGUCGUCCGUCGUCAUGCCUGACAAACUUUCUUCUUAACGGGAGAUCAGUGUUACUAGAGCAGCCUCGAAAGUCGGGGUCUAAGGUCAUCAGCCACAUGCUCAGCAGCCACGGAGGCGAGAUCUUCCUGCAUGUCCUCAACAGCAACCGCUCCACCUUGGAGGACCCGCCCUCCAUCAGCGAGGGCUGCGGCGGCCGAGUGACGGACUACAGAAUCACCGACUUUGGCGAAUUUAUGAGGGACAACCGGCUCACUCCUGUGGCGGAGGCUUCUCACGAUCCUUCAGGGAAACUGCCGGUAGAAAGGGCCAAAGCUCAGCUGGAACGUUACACCAGAUACUGGCCAAUGAUCAUCUCCCAGACUACCAUCUUCAACAUGCAGGCGGUGGUCCCAUUGGCUAACCUCAUAGUGAAAGAGGCUCUCACUGAGGAGGACUUGCUAACCUGCCAGAAAACCAUCUACAACCUGGUCGACAUGGAGAGGAAGAACGACCCGCUCCCCAUUUCUACAGUCGGAUCCAGAGGCAAAGGCCCCAAGAGGGAUGAGCAGUACCGCAUCAUGUGGAACGAGCUGGAAACGCUGGUGAAGACGCACGCCGGCGCCACCGACAGGCACCAAAGAGUUCUGGAGUGCAUCAUCGCCUGCCGCAGCAAACCUCCAGAGGAAGAGGAGAGGAAGAAGAGAGGGAGGAAGAGGGAAGAGAGGGAGGACAGGACAGAGAAAAAUGGCAGCAAAGAGGCAGAAGAUAAAAGCUGGCAGGAAUCUGAAAGACUAAAGGGUUUGCUGGAGAAGGAGGAUCAGGAAUCCGAAGUGAUCAAAGAUUCCCCGGACUCACCGGAGCCGCUCAACAAGAAGCCUCGCCUGAUCUCAGAGGACGUUCAGCCUCCAGAGAGAGCAAAAGGUCCUGCCACACUCCUCAGCAUGUGGACCAAUCGGAUCACUGUGGCCAAUUCUAGGAAGCACCAGGAGUUUUUUGGAAGAGCAAGCUCGGUGAACAGCAAGUUUGAGUUGUACCAGCACCUGAAGGAGGAGAACGGGAUGGAUGCCCAUGAAAAUGGAAAAGCUACCAGAUGAUUGUCCAAUUGAUCAGUUUCUCUGGCAAAGACUCUGACGUUCUCCAAUACGGACAAUAACUGAAUUGGAUGGUGAAUUGUAACAAUAAAUUUCUAAUUUUUUUACGCAUCAUUUUGUAGAUAUGAUCUUUACAUACUGUACUAUUCAAUAAAAGCUGUCUGUAGAAAACAAAA
Molecule: messenger RNA, 2694 nt
Organism: Xiphophorus couchianus (Monterrey platyfish)
Lineage: Eukaryota; Metazoa; Chordata; Actinopteri; Cyprinodontiformes; Poeciliidae
Gene: ints13
Product: integrator complex subunit 13
Exons: 17
Coding region: 416-2521 (701 amino acids)
Biological process (GO): regulation of mitotic cell cycle; centrosome localization
Cellular component (GO): integrator complex
Source: RefSeq, a predicted model, not a curated record